CUUCCUGUUUUAUUUCGGCUUAGAAGCAAGCAGCCGUUGUCAGUUUCAACAAAAUGGCUGCGUGAGCGCCGUCAAUGAGAAAUCACUGAAAGCUCUGUAUGGUGAUUACUACAGCUUGCUAAUAGCGAAUUAUUUUUAUUUUCACGGAGAUCUGGGUCAGUCUUUCCUCUCCAAGAAUUGGAUAUCUCAAGAAAUUCCUUUCUUGGAUUUAAAUUGCAUUUUUGCAAACUGGAUAGCUCGCUAGGCGCAGGUUUUAGCUAGCUUGCUAGCUAAAGCAUUUAUUUUGCACUUUAACAUAACAACCAUCGUCUUCGAUGUGAAGUCGCCAGAAAAAAAACUUGUAACUGCCUGUUUCGUUUUUUCCCCAAAUUGUAGUUAGUGAAUAGUUCGCUAGCUAUAAGUACUGACAUAGCUGACUAGCUAGCUAGCUAGUUAGGUAGCUAAGUUAGCUAGCUAGUAGAGCUAGCUAGCAAAGUAUGUGCUCCUGCUUUUGCUAGCUGGCUAGCUAGCUUGCUAGCAAGCUAACAGACAAACAAUUAUUGACAUCAUUUUCCUCUAGCAGCGCUUUAAUUUUGAAGUUCUGUUAUGUUCUUGGAUUGCUAAUUUGAAAACAAUUCCUGCUCGUGGAGCAAGUGUAUGCUUAAUUUUUAUUCCAGAUAGCAAACUCGCUACUAAACAAAGGCUGCUUAAGUAAUAUUUUUGCGAUUGUUCGCUAAGCUGGUUAGGCACUUACUGCGACUGCUCGCCUGAUUUGUCAUUAGUUACGGGUACAUUUCAGAAAAGAUAAGGGAGAAGAUGUUCUGCUUUUGUUUCUUCGUGCAACAAUCUUUAUUUUGAAACCUGCCAAAGCCCAACUUGUGAUUAUUAAGUCGAGAGAAGCAAGCAACACAAGAAGAGAAUCAUUUGAUGGAAGAAAAGAAAAAGAAAAAGCAAGAAGAGAAGAAAAAGAAGGACAGUGCUCAGAAAAAGGCUGCUGAACCGAAAACCAAAGUGCCAGAGUCGGCCAAGCCCAGCCCCAGCCCUCCCCAGCCUGCCGACCCCAGCGCCAGUCCCCCGGUCCCCGCGGCUAGCGGCAGCGGCAAUGGCAAGCGCGCCCCCGGCAGCGCCCCGCAGCCGCAGCAGCAGCAGCAGCAGCAGCAGCCGACGGCCGCCCCGCGCUACCCUCCCCGAGAGGUGCCCCCGCGUUUCCGCCAGCACGAGCACAAGCAGCUACUGAAGAGGGGCCAGCCACUGCCCGCGGGGGGCCUGCCUCUCGCCCCGGCCCAGCCCGGGACGCUCUCCCCCCCGCACAGCGCCCCCGGCCUCGCCCAGCCCUCCAGCAAGCGGCACGCAGAGCUGCCCCUCCCGAGCGGCCUGGGCGCGCAGUAUGAGAGCCCCCGCUGGGGCGGCCUCCCACCCACCAGCCAGAGCCAGGGCGGCGGCUGGGAUCAAGUGAUCAUCGACGAGAGCGACACCGAGGCGUGGCCUUCCAUUUCCCGCGGCGACAGCCACGCCCCCCCAGGAUGCGCCGCGGACACUGAGCGCGCCCCGGAGACCAGCGGCAGCAGCAGCAGCAGCAGUAGCGCGAGCAUGUCCACAGGGGGCGCCCAGCAAGGCCACUUCCCCGCCCACCACCCCGGCAGCAAGGCCGGCGCCGGCCACUCCGGGAGCGCGGGCCCCGGGCAGGGCGGGGCCAGCCGCGGCUGGGGCUCCGGCCCCGCCCACUGCCCCCCCGGCGAGGGCAAAGCGGACGGCCCGGCGGCGGCAGGAGGGCGGGGCCAGCCCUGCUGGAGCUCCUCCAGCUUCAACCUGAACCUGAACCCCAACGCCAACCCCGCCGCCUGGCCCGUGCUGGGGCACGAGGCGGGCAGCAUGGGGGGCAGCAACGGGCCCCCUCCCUCCCCCAAUCUCUGCAGCCCCGCGGGCACCCCGCCGGCCCCGGGCAGCAACGGCAAUACGGGCAGCGCCAACGGCAACGGCGGGGGCGGGGCCGGCGGCGCCUGGGGGGACGUGAUUGGCCCCGACGCCCCGGAGCCGCACCCCUGCCCGUCCACGAACGUGUCUUUCAGCGCCGAACCUCAGAACCUUAACACCGACGGACCAAACCACACUAAGCAGGAGCCCCCGAGCCCCGCCCCCAGCCUCCCCAGCUGGGGGGGGCUCCCCGCGGGCAUGGGCUCCCUGGCCCCGCCCCCCGGCCCCGCCUCGCAGGUCAACGGCGAGGGGGGCUCGGUUUGGGGCAACGGGGCGGACGCCAAGCCGGCCGGCCCCAAGGACUCGGGCUGGGACUCGGCGGCGUCCGCCUGGGGCCGCGGCGGGAACGGGGGCGGGGCCGCGGGGGCCUGGGGGCGGGCCGGGGGCGGAGACUGGGGCGGCAAGCAUUCCGGCGAGGCCAAAGGCUGGGAGGCGGCGGGCAGCCCCCCCCAGGAGCAGCCCAACUCCUGGAGCCGGCCCGCCCCCGCGGCCGCCAGCGACGGCAGCAGCGACAGCCAGGAGGGCCGCGCCCAGCGCCGGGACAGGACGCCCGGCGAGGAGGCCCCGCCCCCGCCGCUGCCCCGCCCCGACCUGGACCCACGCGUGCUGUGCAACACGGGCUGGGGGCAGACGCCGGUGCGGCAGCACACCGUGUGGGACAUGGAGGAGGCGUCCCGCGCCGAGCGCAAGGGCCACAGCGGCACCGAGGCCUGGGGCGGGGCGGCGGCCCCCCCCUCCGGGGCCCCGGGGCCCAACGGCGCCGCCGCCGCCGCUCCCAGGCCCGACUCGGGCGGCAAGGCCGAAGGGCCCGUCCCCGGCGGCUGGGGGGCCCCUGCCCCGGCCCCCCCCGCGCCCCCCCAGCCCGGCUCCGGCUGGGGCGAGCAGCCCGCCGCCAAAAAAGUGCCCAACGGAUCCGGGGGCUGGGGCGACGCCCCGCCGGGGGGCCCCAACGCCAGCGCCCCCAAAGCCAGCCAGUCCUGGGGUCCCGAGGAGAAGUCCCCCAGCUGGGACGACACCCCCGCCAAGCCCAAAGCGCAGAGCUGGGGCGAGGGGCCCAAGCCGUCCCACGGCUGGGGCAGCGGAGGGGGCGGGAGCGGAGGAGAGUGGGCGGAGCCCGGAGAGGGGAAGAGGAACGGGACGGCCGGUGGCCCCUGGGAGGGGGAGGCGGGCAGCUGGAAGGACCCCCCUCGGGGGUGGGGCAAAUCGGCUCCGGGGUCGGGCGGGGGCGGGGGUGGGGGCGGGGGCUGGGGCGAAGGCCAGCGCCCCGCCGCCCCCCCGCAGAGCUGGGGAGGGAAGCCCCAGGACGGGCCCAGCGCCAACGGCAAUGGCGGCGUGGGCGGGGGCGCGGGGUCCUGGGGCGGCCCCACCUCGGUGAAGCAGAGCGGCUCGGGCCCGGGCUGGGGCGGGACGGGCCCGGGGGGCGGCGGGGCCAAGCAGGACCCCGGGGGGGAGCCCACGGGCUGGGAAGAGCCCUCCCCUCCCUCCAUCCGCCGCAAGAUGGAGAUCGACGACGGGACCUCCACCUGGGGCGACCCCACCACGUACAACAAGACGGUCAACAUGUGGGACAGGAACAACCCUGUGGUCCAGAGCACCCCGGGGCCCAACGCCAACCCCAACCCAAACCCCAACCCCCCAGCGCCCAGCAACAACAACAACAACCACAACCACCACCACCACCACCACCACCACCACCACCACCCGCACCACCCCCACCACAACCAGCCCCCCGCCCAGAGCCACGGCAACAACAACAACGGCUCGCCCAACGCGCCCGCCCCCCACCAGCCCGGACCCCCACCCAACAGGCCCCCGCUGGUGGCUCCAGGCUGGGGCGAGCUGCCCAGCGCCCAGCCCAAACCGGAGCCGUCCUGGGGGGAGCCGCCCGCCCCCGCCGCCGCGGUGGACAACGGGACCUCCGCCUGGGGCAAGCCCCCCGGCAGCAGCGGGACCUGGGGCGAGGGCGGCCACGACGGGCCGGGGCCCGGACCCGGACCCUACGGCAGGGGCGGCGCACCACCAGGAUCAGCCCCCUGCAAGCCAGCCCCCAAACCUAUGCAAGACGGCUGGGGAGGCGGUGGGGAGGACCUGAGUCUGUCGGCGGGACAGUGGGAGCCGGACGAUGGCGACAUGUGGAACAGCACCGCCUCCCAGGAGAGCAACUCCUCCUGCAGCUCCUGGGGGAACCCGCCCAAGAAGGGCCCACCCAAGGGGAAGGGGUCUACCAAGCAGGACGACGCCUGGAUCAUGAGCCGCCUGCUCAAACAGCUCACAGACAUGGGCUUCCCGAGAGACCCGGCUGAGGAAGCUCUGAAAAGCAACAACAUGAAUCUGGAUCAGGCAAUGAGCGCCUUGUUGGAAAAGAAGACGGAACUGGACAAGCGGGGGAUGGGAAUUUCUGACUACAACAACGGCCUGGUCAGCAAGGCGCUGGGCUGCCGGGCCCCAGCCAUCUCCAAAGAGUCCUCCGCGGACCGCACCCCCUUCCUGGACAAGGACGGCGGCCUGGCGGAAGACGCCCCAACCUCACCGUUUAUGCCUUCUCCCAGCCUGAAGCUCCCGCUGUCCAGCACCGGCCUCCCCAGCCAGGGCCUGGGUGGGGUCGCCUCCGGGCUGGCCAUGCAAAACCUGAACAACAGACAGAUGCAGAGCGGAAUGUUCGGCAGUAGCGGAGCAGCACAAGCCCGGGCCGUGCAUCAGCAGGCUCCUCCCCCUCAGCCGUCAGUGCCGCCUCUCAACUCCUCCCAGCCUAAUCUCCGCGCUCAAGUGCCUCAGUUUCUCUCCCCUCAGGUUCAAACACAGCUCUUGCAGUUCGCCGCAAAAAACAUUGGUCUCAAUCCUGCACUUUUGACCUCACCAAUAAACCCUCAGCAGAUGACCCUGUUGUACCAACUACAGCAGCUGCAAAUGGCGUAUCAGCGUUUACAGAUCCAGCAGCAGAUGAUGCAGGGUCAACGCCCGUCCGGACCCAUCCGACAACAAGAGCAGCAAGUUGCACGUACAAUCAAUAACAUGCAGCAGCAGAUCCAGCAGCACCAGCGCCAGCUGGCCCAGGCCCUCCUGAUGAAGCAGCAGCCUCCUCCUCCUCCUCCUUCUCACUCCAGCCUGCAGCCCAGCGCCGGAAAAUCAGCCCUGGACGGCUUCCCCGGCCACGCCCAGGGCCCGGGCCUCUCCGACCUGCAGACCAAAGAGCCGCAGUCUUCGCCCAACUCCUACGCCGCGUACCCGCUCUCUGGACUCAAUCCAAACAUGAAUGUAAACUGCAUGGAGGUGGGGGGCGUGUCCAUGAAGGACGCUCCUCAGCCUCAGUCCCGCCUCUCGCAGUGGACACACCCCAACUCCAUGGAGAAUCUCUCUGGCAACCCCUCCCCUCUGGAGCCCAACCUCAACAAGCACGGUGCCAUCCCCACCGGCGCCAGCCUGGCCCUGGCGGGAAAGCCCCCCAUGGACGACUCGUACAGCCCCUACAAUCUCAUGCCCACCUCCGAGUCGCCCGCCAGCCCGCUGGCGCCCCCCGACAGCUGGGGCCCGGGCAAGGGCGCCAGCGAGAAGAUCUCCAACGGCACCAACAUCAGCUGGCCCCCGGAGUUCUGUCCCGGGGUGCCCUGGAAGGGGCUGCAGAACAUCGACCCGGAGACGGACCCCAACAUGACCCCGGGGAGCGUCCCCAGCGGCCCCACCAUCAACACCAACAUCCAGGAUGUGAACCGCUACCUGCUGCGGGACCGAAGCGGAGGCGCCUCCCCCACCUCUCAGAAUGGCGCGCUGCCUCCCUCCAGUGACUGGCCAGUCAGUGCCUACACUAGCUCCUUCAGUUUGUCCUCCUCGGACAGUGACGGUGAAGGUAAACUGUCCGACAUGAAGUCCACCUGGUCUCCGGGGCCCAUCUCCCACACGCAGGCCUCGCUGUCCCACGAGCUGUGGAAGGUCCCCCAGGGCCCCCCGCGGAACACCACGGCCCCCUCCCGCCCUCCCCCGGGCCUGACCAACGCCAAGCCCUCCUCCACCUGGGGGGGCAACGCCCUGGGGCUGGCGCCCAGCUGGACGGGCUCGUACUCCUCGGCAGGUACUACUUGGAGCACAGACAGCUCCAGCAGGACCAGCAGCUGGCUCGUCCUGAGGAACCUCACUCCUCAGAUCGACGGCUCGACGCUGCGGACGCUGUGCAUGCAGCACGGGCCCCUCAUCACAUUCCACCUCAACCUGACCCAGGGCAACGCCGUGGUGCGCUACAGCUCCAAGGAGGAGGCCGCCAAGGCCCAGAAGUCCCUGCACAUGUGCGUGCUGGGAAACACCACCAUCCUGGCCGAGUUUGCUGGGGAAGAGGAGGUGAACCGUUUCUUUGCACAAGGCCAGUCCCUGACGCCCACCACCAGCUGGCAGCCCAACCCGGGAACCAAUCAGACGCGGCUGGGGGGCGCGGGGGCGGCGGCGGCGGCGGCGCACGCCAUGGGCCACUGGAACAGCGGCGGGCUGGGCGGAGCCAAGGCCGGCAGCGACCUGCUGUGGGGCGGGGUCCAGCAGUACUCCGGCCUGUGGGGGCCCCCCAGCGGGGAGGACGCCAGGGUCAUCGGGAGCCCCACCCCAAUCAACACGCUGCUUCCCGGGGACCUGCUGAGCGGGGAGUCCAUGUAGAGGAACCGACCCGACCCGACCCAAACGGAGAGAGAGACGCGCCAGAGAACAGAACAACGCCGGAGCAGAAACCAAGCCAAUCAUGUGACGAUAAUCAGAGAAUCAGUAUCUAGAGAACUGUGAACCAGGACCCAGACGGCCCCGGGCAGCUCUGAAGCUGCUGCUCUUUCCCUUAUCCAUCUUUCUUUUUGCGUUCCUUCUUUACUUUUUUUUUUUUCUUUCUUCCCAGAAAGGGUUGGGUUUGAGUGUUCAAAGCCGUCGUCUUUGCGGAAUUGAAACAAAAAAAAAACAAAGACUAUUACGUCAACAAAGGAAAGAGAACCGUGUAGUGAUUAUACUUACUUUUUUUUUUGAAUAACUGACAUUCGUCGUGAAGUGUUUUUAAGAGAAGUGAAAUAAAAAGCUGCCAUUUUUAAGCUUCCCUUUAGGCCCUCCCACCUCAUGAACCAGCCCCCCCCCCCCCCCCCCCGU
Anguilla anguilla (European eel) is the source of this 7059-nucleotide messenger RNA. RefSeq names its product trinucleotide repeat containing adaptor 6C2 (gene tnrc6c2). The coding region runs from base 907 to 6588 and encodes 1893 amino acids. NCBI's taxonomy places the organism in Eukaryota, Metazoa, Chordata, Actinopteri, Anguilliformes, Anguillidae. Gene Ontology annotation, biological process: positive regulation of nuclear-transcribed mRNA poly(A) tail shortening; miRNA-mediated post-transcriptional gene silencing. Gene Ontology annotation, molecular function: RNA binding; protein binding. The transcript is spliced from 23 exons. Gene Ontology annotation, cellular component: nucleoplasm; P-body. The record is from RefSeq and is a predicted model, not a curated record.